Tachysurus vachellii is the source of this 1853-nucleotide messenger RNA. It is a transcript of the gene pstpip2, whose product is annotated as proline-serine-threonine phosphatase interacting protein 2. The transcript has 15 exons. Gene Ontology annotation, cellular component: cytoplasm; actin filament; plasma membrane. Gene Ontology annotation, molecular function: actin filament binding. Gene Ontology annotation, biological process: actin filament polymerization. Bases 126 to 1121 code for a protein of 331 amino acids. The record is from RefSeq and is a predicted model, not a curated record. NCBI's taxonomy places the organism in Eukaryota, Metazoa, Chordata, Actinopteri, Siluriformes, Bagridae.
AAAUUCUAAGUGCACACCCGGAAGUAGGAACAUCUUGUUGGAUUGAGACGCGGCCGCUGCUUCCUCUGCGGCUUAAUAACAGUGUGAAAGUCAUCAGCGGUUUAGUUUAGUCUCAGACCGUAACCAUGAGAGAGCUGCACUUUAAGGACAACUUCUGGAACGGCGAGCUGACCAGCACAGCGGGCUACGACGCCAUCCUCCAGCACCUCAAUGAUGGCAAGAGAACAUGCAAGGAGAUCGAAGACUUCAUGAAGGCCAGAGCUGCAAUUGAGGAGAAAUAUGCAAAGGAGUUGCUGGGUUUGUCCAAGAAAGUGUGUGGCCAUAACGAAAUGAACACUCUGAAGCGAUCACUCGAUGUUUUCAAACUGCAAACAGAACAGGUGAGUAUGUCUCACUUGCAUCUGGCUCAGGCCAUGAGGGAUGAAGCCAAGAAGUUAGAGGAGUUUAGAGAAAAACAGAAAGAUGCAAGAAAGAAGGUGGAGCAGCAGAUGGAUGUGCUGCACAAACAGAAAGGGACACAGUACAAGAAAACCAUGGAGACUAAGAAGACCUACGAUCAGAAGUGCCGUGACAAAGAAGACGCAGAGCAGAUGAUGAACCGAAACGCCACCACCAGCAACAGCAAACAGCAGGAGAAGCUCUACACCAAAGCACAGCAAGCCAAACAGUCAGCAGAGGAAGCAGACCGAGUUUACAACCAGAACAUUCUUGCAUUGGCAAAGUUGCGAGAGGAGUGGCUGAAUGAGCAUGUUAAAGCAUGUGAGAUGUUCGAGAAACAAGAAGUGGAGAGAAUCAGUGUGUUGAGGAACGUCGUGUGGACUCACUUGAACCAGCUCUCGCAGCAGUGUGUGACCAGCGAUGAGCUCUAUGAGGAAGUAAGGAAGUCUCUGGAGCAGUGUGACAUUCAGGAGGACAUUGAGCACUUCAUCAACCUGAGGAGAACCGGGGACAAACCUCCAGCUCCUAUAUUGUAUGAGAAUUUCUACAGCAAUCAGAGAACGGUGCCAAACAGACAACCGCCGUCUGUCACUAGGAGAGGAGCUGCGCCUCCACCGCCGAACACAGAAGGUGACGUGUAUUCGACUAUAGGCGAUCCAGGAUACAGUGUAAUUCGUUACUAACAACACACAAGGAAAUCCAUCAGUACUUAGCCAGAGAAUCCUCCCUGCUGUGUCAAUGUUAACUAAUCCAUGAGGUGUUCAUUAGGUGUCACUUAAUAUUCACCCUAAACAUUCAGCACAUAAUAAUAAUAAUAAGAAGAAGAAGAGCAGAGAAUAAGAACACCAUGCUGUAUGUCACUACACUGAUACUGUAUGGCCAUUGUGUAAUUUAUUGCCUUUAUUUGUCUAUUUGAAUAUCAGAAUUGCGAUGAUAUUAAUUAAAUCCUUAUGAAGCAAUUUUUUUAAUAGUGUCAGUAGUUUCGAUGAACCAUCGUAAAUGUACACUGGAUUUUACUCUUAUUGACUUUGUUCGUAUGUGAGAUAGCAGAUUAUUCGGAGUGUCAUGAAAGACACGGACGUCUUUCUUAUUUAUUUUUAUAUUGCGUUUAGAUAUUUAAAGUUGUCUUUUUUUUUUCUUUUUUUUUUUUUUUAUAGUUUUGCAAAUGGCCAGUGUGGUAAUGUCUGCCAUAUAGAAAACACCACAAAAAAAAAAGACAUUAUUGAGGACAUUUGAUACUUGUUCAGAUGGUAUUUUGUAAUAAUAUCAAACUGAUAAUAUGUGUUAUGAAAAGUUCAUAGAAGGUUUCUGGUUUACAGACAAAGUAGCAUGAAUGUUUGUUGUCAUGUAACAACUGCUGUGCUGUUAAACGCCAUGUAACUUCCUGCUUUAAUAAAAUCUGAUCGCUACUGAAA